This is a messenger RNA of Oldenlandia corymbosa var. corymbosa, 3178 nucleotides long. Lineage: Eukaryota; Viridiplantae; Streptophyta; Magnoliopsida; Gentianales; Rubiaceae. The record is from the annotation of a GenBank genome assembly.
CGUGGCGGAUUGAGGAAUGUGGGAGGGUAUUUCCAUCUGUUUGUUUCGGGACUUUGUUUUUGAAGUGUGUGGAUCUGAGCAAUCGGAUUUGAUUUCGUCCUGAGGGGGCUAUGCAGGGGAGAAUGGAAACAUCUGGAAAUUUUGAAUUUUUGACGACGGCCGAGCUAUGAAAUUUAUGAAUUCGUUUGCCUGUUUCUUUGGUUUUUUGGUCCUUUUCUCUUCUGGGAUGUUUACCCUCCAUAUUUCUGUUUGUGUUUAGUCGAAAUUGCAACUAACACACGAAUGGGAUCUACUAAGUAGCGGCUUUUAUUGAAAGACAAUGAAGCAGAAUGUAGCUUUUCAAAAUAACGAGAAAGUGUUGAAUUCAAAAGCUAAUAGCCAGCAUUUUUUAGCUGCUUUUAGUUUGAAUUAAGCUCUACGUAAGCGGAUCUUUUUAUAAGCAACAAAGAAAGGCUCUUUUCCCUAAAAGUGGGGGGUAAAAGAUUCAAGUUUGUAGCAGACGAGGAAUUUGGAACCUCAUCUCGUUGAGGAAUUUCGUUUCAUUUUAUGUAGAUAUAGAAUCCAAUGCUCCGAUGAAAUUGGACCUGGUUGAGAAAAGCAAAAAGAAGGUAUUUCCGUAAGAAAAGUGAAAUAGAGAAAUUUGAUCAGUUAUGUUAGAACAACUUUUGGUUAUGUUAAGUCUUCCUGGAUAAAACCACUAACUGUUUGAUUUUCCUAAAACUGCAAUGUAGUGCCUAUAUUAGCACUUCACCUUGGAAACCUCCUGUAAAAUGGAAUUGGGGGAUAAGAUAGGUUUUUACUUUUCGAAUACCUCUGGAUAUGUACGAAUUACUUGGUUCUUACUAGUUAUGUUGCACAAAUAGUUGUUUCUUUGAGUGGUGGAAGGGUAUUCAAGAGCGGGUUACAUAACAGAAAGUUCUAUUAUUUGUUUUUGGGUAUGAAUUUCCUACCAUAACUGUACCGAGGACUUCUGGUGCAGCUUUAGCUAGUCACCCCACUAAAUGUUUUUGGUUAAAAACAGAAUUAGGGGCUAGUAAUCUUGUAAACUGUGUGUUGAUAUGUUUGUAGGCAUGUAUGAUUUAAAAAUUCAGUCAUUAUAUUCUAAUCUUCUGGAAGCUGUCAGUAUGACACUUCCCCAGAAAAGACAUCUGUUUAAACAUCAUGCGGCCAGGAUCCUAGUUCAUUGCAAAGUUUUCAUGUUUGUGUAUAUCCUAAUCUCUCUGUUCACGCAACAGGGAUAUUUCAUCUGCUUAGUUCUUGCUCUUGGAUGGGCCGGUGCAGCUUAUGUCAGAAGCAGAGAAAUACGGCGGAUGAAGAAUACUAUUCGAAGUGGCAACCAUUUCGGAUUUCUUUGCUAUGAUAUCAAUGAACUCGAGCAUUCUAAGCAAGUCAAUUUGCCUAAAGUGUCUGUGGUAAUGCCUUUAAAGGGCUUCGGAGAACAUAAUUUACACAACUGGAGGAGUCAGAUUACAUCUCUUUAUGGUGGUCCUCUGGAGUUCCUUUUUGUUGUUGAUAGUAUAGAAGACCCAGCUUAUCAUGCAGUGUCUCGACUUCUGGCAGAAUAUGAGGAUGAUCUUGAUGCACGGGUCAUUGUUGCUGGUCCGUCAACAACCUGCAGUCAGAAAAUUCACAAUCAGUUGGUUGGCGUGGAAAAAAUGCAUAAAGACAGCAAAUAUGUGUUAUUUCUUGAUGAUGAUGUUAGAUUACAUCCUGGAUCCAUUGGUGCCCUUACUGCAGAAAUGGAAAAAAACCCUGAGAUUUUUAUUCAAACUGGAUACCCGCUUGAUCUGCCAUCUGGGAGCUUGGGAAGCUAUUGCAUUUAUGAAUAUCACAUGCCUUGUUCCAUGGGAUUUGCUACUGGAGGCAAAACAUUCUUUUUGUGGGGAGGUUGCAUGAUGAUGCAUGCAGAUGACUUUAGGACUGAUAAGCAUGGUGUGGUUUCAGAACUCCGGGAUGGAGGCUACUCAGAUGACAUGACUCUUGCAGCUAUAGCCGGUGCUAAUAAGAGGCUUAUUACAUCUCCACCAGUUGCUGUGUUUCCGCAUCCUCUUGCUAGUGACCUAAGCUUUUCAAGGUAUUGGAAUUAUCUGAGGAAACAAACCUUUGUUUUGGAGUCAUACACGACGAAGGUUAACUGGAUAAUGAAUCGUGCAUUAUUUUCUUCGCACUGCUAUCUCUCUUGGGGCUUUGUAGCACCAUAUUUCAUGGCAACAAUUCAUGUUGCAGCAGCUUUAAGAUGUUACUACAAAGGUUAUGCGCCUGAAGAUACAACCUUUAUAUCAACAGGAUUGUUACUGGCUAGCUGUCUUACUGUUUGCACAACUCUUGAGCUCCUUUCCAUGUGGAACUUGACCCGAAUAGAAGUUCACUUGUGCAAUCUGUUGUCUCCUGAAGCACCUCAGCUGUCUCUCGCAUCUUACAACUGGUUUCUUGUGUUUAUUGCUAUGCUGGUGGAUAAUUUUCUAUAUCCUAUUUCAGCAUUUAGAUCACACUUUUCUCAGUCAAUCAACUGGUCUGGGAUUCGAUAUCAUUUGAAGGAUGGGAAGAUACACAAGAUUGACAGACCUAAGGGUAAAGGUCCAAAGUUUACUGAUUUGGGAGGAAAACGUUUGUAUGGGAAGAAAGGAGGACAGCAUACGGCUUCUCUUCUUUAUUCAUUGUCUAGAAGUCUGGCUCAUUGGCGCCAGCCGAAGAAGUAUGAUGUGUAGGUGAAGGCAAUUUAGCAAGCAGAUAUUGUAUUCUUUUGGUCCUGGCCUGGUACCAACUACCACAAUGGGAUCUUUGGGGUCUUUAUUUUUCCCCAUCCGCAGAAAAUGGAUCAGAGUUAAUUUGUAGCUUCCUUAUUGAUUUUGCAUCCCCCAUAUUGAUUGGUUAGAUCGAUUGAUUGAUUAUUCAGGGUUCUAGUCGGCCAGUUUUUUUUUUUUUUUUAAUUGUAAUGAUCCAUCGUGUAAUUUAUGGAAAAAAAAUGUAUCCAUUUAUAUUUAUGCCAAUCAGUUUAUUUGUAAACUGGUUUCUUGACUGCAGUGCACGUAACUUUUACAUAUCCUUUCUUUAUUUCCUCUUUCACGGAAUUUUAUUUCCUGCGGACGGCCCUAUACUGGGUAUCGAACAGAUAACAGGUGUCCGUAAGUAGCUUGAUUUGAAAUUUUUACUAUAAAAUGCUGAAGUUCAUUUACAA